This is a messenger RNA of Bursaphelenchus xylophilus (pine wood nematode), 10266 nucleotides long. NCBI's taxonomy places the organism in Eukaryota, Metazoa, Nematoda, Chromadorea, Rhabditida, Aphelenchoididae. The record is from the annotation of a GenBank genome assembly.
AUGCUACGCGCCACGAAGACACAGUUGACCAUUUCCAUCAACGCGCUAAAGGAAAAACUCAAACUAUGUGAACAGAAAAUCGCCGUCAAGGAAAAGAAUGAUGUUCUGGUGGAAAUUACAAUCAGACGAGACGCCUUGGCUAGGGAUAUGAAAAAAGUCGAAGACCGAUUUACCCAAUUUCUGGAAAAGCUCGACGACACCGACAAAUCGGAAGCCACCGAAAAAUACAUCAAGGAAGCCACCGACGCAAUCACGGAUGGAAUGCACAUGGACGAUCAGCUUUGUGAGUUAUAUACCAAGACGUUGGCCCAAAUCAACAACGCAGUAACGCCCGAAGCCCCACCGAACAUCGAGAGAGAACCAAGAAGAACCAUGAGAACCCUCGACAUCAAAAUACCACUGUUCGAUGGCACAGAUCUGUCACAAUGGCCCAGAUUUAAGCAGAGUCUCGAAACAAAGUUCAAAAAUGGAGACUACGAUGGUUUCGAAAAAUGUCUCAUCCUCAUGGAAAGCCUCAGAGGACCAGCCCGAACGUGCGCGGAAGCAUAUGAAUUGGUCGCCGAAAAUUUCGAGCCAUUAAUGAAGCAUUUGGAGUCCCGUUAUGGAAAUGACAAAAUCAUCCGUCAUACACUGCAUGCACAACUGUCAAAGCUUACUCCGACCACAAAUCGAUCAAGUGAUUUGAGAACUUUUAUGGACAAGUUCAUUGCCGUCUACAAUCAACUGAAGAUACACAACCCACAAAUGGACGUGGAACAGGCAGAGGUAAUGAUAAUGGAUAAAUUACCUCAAUGGAUGUCGCGACAAAUUUGGGACGCGAAGUUAAGAAGCGAAGAAUGGAAUGAAGCGAUACUAUUCCGAACAGUCGACCAUGCCCUUAAAGUCAAUGAAGCAACGUCUCAUAUGGCUACGAGACGAGAUCACCCAAAGAUGGAGAAGUUCAGGGUGAACGCAGUAGCAAAUGGUCCAGAACCUUGGAAGAAGACGCCUGUAGAAGCUAAAGAAAUGAAGUUCAAGAAGACAAAACGAUGCAUCUUUUGUGAAGAAGAACAUUAUGCCGACGAGUGCAAGAAGUACAACACCGUCGACGCCAGAAUCAACAGACUCAAAGAAACUCGACGAUGUCUACGUUGUGGUUCCAAGAAACACGAAGCCAGGAAUUGCGAAUUUACUAUGAAGUGCCGCAAAUGCUCGAAGAACCAUCAUACUGCAAUCUGCUUUUCCCAGAAGAAUCCUGAACAAAAACAUGAAGUUAAGAAAACCGAAGAUGCACAAGGAAGUGUUGUGGCGGCGACGAAGAUCAAUGAUGACGAAGUAAACUGUAGAACAUCAUUAAUGACGGUAAAUGUUCAAGUCGAAAGCCGUGAAGAACAAAUCACUAUCUUCAUGGAUCCUGGAAGCGAAGUUACCCUAAUCACUGAAGAGACAGCACAACGUCUUCAACUGGAGCCGAUAAAGCAGUCAAAUGUAACACUGGAAGCCUUCAAUGGCACUACGAUGGCGAAAGGACCCACCAACGUCUACAAAAUCCCUGUGGUUCUUCCCAAUGGAGACGAAAAGGAAACUCGAAUCCUGCGAGCCAUUGGUGUGCAACAAAUUGGCCAAGUCAGCUCAGUAGUCGAAGAGAAUGGAACAUGGACAAAAAAGUUAGUCAAGCCAGAUGUUCUUUUGUCAGCACGAGAAUUCUGGACGAGCUUUCAACGAAUCAGAAUGGUUCCUAACACCGACCUCUUCGAAGUGAUCACAAAAUAUGGAAGCUCGAUGACUGGCGCAUUACCCAAAAGCCGCUUCUCUCCAUUGAAUACGAUGGUGUGCAAGAUCAAAGGAAAAGAAGAAGAAGAACCUGAAGACUUGAGGAAGAUGUUGGAGAAAUUAUGGUCGAUGGAGUCUAUUGGCAUCAUGGAUAAUCCGAAGAUCAACGACGACGAAGAAGCCAUGAGCCACUUUGCGAAGCACAUCAAGUUCAACAAGGAAGACGGUCGUUAUGAAGUAGCUUGGCCCUACAAAGACGAAAAUGGACCGACCAGAAAUGAAAAAGUUUGCCGAAGACGACUAAACCAGUUUUGGCACCAGAUGCAAAACGACAAGGAGACCUUGAAGAAAUGUCAAGAAUAUUUUGAAGAACAAAUAGCCAACAACUUCCUCGAAGACGCACCAACUGAACCGACUGGUCCCUUCGUGUCGUAUAUCCCUUUUCAAGUGGUCCUCACACCUCACAAAACAACGACUAAACUGCGUAUCGUACUGGACGCAUCAAGUGCUGAGAAAGGUGGAAGAUCGCUGAAUUCAACUCUACUUCGUGGACCAAUAAUCAUGCCCGACCUCGCUUCUAUAAUCGUCAAAUUCCGAACGAACAAGAUCGUUGUGGCGUCAGAUAUCCAGAAGGCAUUCAUGCAACUGGGACUGAGGAAAGAAGACCGAGAUACAGUCAGAAUAUUGUGGCUGAAGGACAUCUCUAAACCUCCAACCAACGACAACAUCAGAGAGCUCCGCUAUACUCGUAUCAUAUUUGGCGCAACUCCGUCACCCUUUUUAUUGGCUGCAACGAUCCAAUGGCACUUUAAAAAUUCAGUUGUUGAUGAAGAAACCCGUCAAAUCUACGAAGAAGUUAUCAGUCAAAUCUACGUCGACAAUCUGAUAAUUAUGGGCUCCGACGAACCAGAAGUACUGAAGAAAGUAAAGAAGAUCCAUGGAAUGUUCAAAGAAAUGAAUAUGCCGCUACGCGAAUAUAUGACGAACAGCCCGAGAAUCCUGGAAGAACUAAAAAAGGAUGGAAUGGAUUGCUCAGAAGGCCAAUUUCAUUCAAUAUUGGGUUACAAAUGGCAACAGGAUCAAGACACAUUAACCUUCAAAUGGCCCGAUCAACUGGAUAUUGCUAACAUGACAGAUGCAGUUGCCAUUGGAGCGAAAAACUUCGACCUGCUUGGAUCAGUGUGCCCUGCACGACUUCCCAUCAAACUGUUUUCCCAGAAGUUAGCCAGGAAGAAGAUGGGUUGGAAAGACUCCUUGAGUGAAGAAGAUCUUGAAGACUGGAAAAGUGUGAAGAAGUUCGUGGAAGGAACAGCAAUUACAAUCCCCAGAUUAUGCAGAAAAUGGGAAGGAGAACCAUGUCUUCAUGUAUUCGUCGAUGCUUCAGGAAAGGCAUACGGAUGUGUGGCAUACAUUGGAGGAGAAGAGCAAAUACCAUCGAAUAUUUUCGCAAAAUCCAGGGUUGCUCCAAUGGAAGGUACAACCAUGCCGCGAAUGGAAUUAAUGUCGGCCGAACUGGGAACAAAAGCAAUUAAAUUCCUGGAGACCAUCUUCAAGUUCAAGAAGGUCACUCUAUGGUCGGAUUCGAAAGUGGUUCUACAUUGGAUAAACUCAACAGAACUCCUUCCAAGAUUUGUAGCCAAUAGGUUGCAAAACAUACGACGACCUGAUGUAGAAUUUCGGUACAUUAACACAAAAGACAACCCCGCCGAUAUCCUCAGCCGUGGAAUGUCGAUGGAAGAACUUCAGAACUGCAACCUUUGGUGGAAUGGACCCUCAUUUCUUCAACAGCCCGAAGAUACAUGGCCACAAGAACUGCGAUUUUAUUGGCAGCCGCAGGAAAAGACGACUUCAGACGAAAUGGUGACAAUAGAACAUGCAUCGCCAAAGAUGAUCAACAAACUCGCUGCCCCAGACGAUGAGGUAGACAUUCUAAAGGGGUGCCCUACAUGGAAAGCGCUGAUACAUAAAAUGAUCUGCAUUCUGAAGUUUGGAAGUAAAUCUGCACGCCAAAUGGACAAACAUGAACUUUGGCAGGAAGCUGUUCGGCGAAUUCUGAUGUGGGAGCAAAGAAGAAGUCCACCAACAGAAGAUCAGAAGAAAGAAGUCAUGAUGGAACUACGGAAUGGAUUAUGGCGAACAAAACAUCGAAUGCCAGAUCAAGAAGAAAAUUGGAGAAUCUACAUUCCACAUGGCCAAAUCAUGAACAUGAUCAUUGAUGAUCUACAUGAAAAUUCUAUGCAUAAUGGAGUUCCAUAUACCCUCGCAUUGUUCUACGAAACGUUUUGGACCAGAAGAGCGCGACAAAUCUUAAAGAACCGGCUCAGAAGAUGCCCCAAAUGUAGCCGAAAAACACUGAAGCCCUACAGACAUCCGGAAAAUAUGGCAGAUCUACCAAAGGAAAGAGUUCAGCGGACGAGACCUUUUGACUCUGUUGGAAUUGAUUAUCAUGGUCCAAUCAAACUCAAGAACGAUGAGCAAAGAUAUGUGGUUCUCUUUACAUGCUUCGCCUGCAGAGCAGUACACUUGGAAGAAGCAAAAACACUGAGUGGAGAAGACUUUCUAAAAGCGCUCAGAAGAUUUAUAGCAUGCCGAGGAAGACCUUCAUUUAUCCUCAGUGACAACGGCACGAACCUGAAGUCGGUAGCAACGUCUGUAGCUCCACAAUGGAAGACCGACGAACGAGAAAAUGUUCUCCAAUACUGUGCAACAAAUGGAAUCACAUGGAAAUUUACAACACCUCAUGGACCCUGGGAAGGCGCCGUAUACGAACGAUUGAUGGCACUCCUGAAGAAAGGUCUGCAUGUACUCAAAGACAAAUUGCCUGAGAACUUCAACACCAACCUUUGGGAAAUAUCAGCAAUGAUCAACACCAGACCGUUGACGUAUGUGGAAGAAGACAAUUUGGUGUUACGCCCUAUGGACUUUCUCUCGCCUGGAAGUCGUCCUGGAGCUCCAAUUUUUGACGAUAGUGCUGAUCCCGAUUUUCGCCUGAAGACUUACACGCGUGAUGUAAUUCUCGAUGAAUUCAAGAAAGAAGCCAAGUUGUUAGACAAAUUCUGGAAGAAGUUCCGAAGCGAAUAUCUACCCAUUCUACGAAGUCAUCAACAGAAGUUUGCCCAAAGUAAAACAGCCCUGGUCGAACCUCAAAUUGGAGCCUUAGUCAUUUUGGAAGAAGAAAAUGUACCCAGAGGAGAAUGGAACCUUGGAAUUGUCACAAAAUUACCACGUAGCCAAGACGGACAAAUACGACGCGCCGAAGUCAAGAUGAUCAACGACGGCAGGACAUAUCUACGCCCAUUGUGCCAAAUUUAUCCAACGGAAGCUGAACUACGUCUCAGAAGGGAAACUCAACAACCUACUCCGUCAAUGGAAACAGAGAAACCCGUGGAAAUAAAAAAGAACUCAACUCGCCAUUACAAUCUGAGACCGCGAAGCUCGCUUCCCAUCUACGUUGCAAUUUUGGCGUCAAUUAUAAUCCCCCUAAUGGCCGAUGGAAACAUUCUUCCCUGCCGGGAGGAAGACGUCCCAUCGAUGGAUCGAAUGAGACUUAGUGAAUAUUGUGUUCAACAAGGGAAAAUUGUCUACGAAAUGGACAAGCCGUGUUGGAAAAAUAUGAAAUGUGAAAAUGGUCAUCUUCGAUCAGAAUGGAAGAGAGGAAGGCUCGACGUUAAAUGUGGCGAGAAGUGCAAAUGUCCAAAAUGGGCUACCGGAUGCUCAUUUUACGAUAAAAAGAAGUUGAGAAGACCAGACAAAGAAGACCAGGUGGAUUGGUCUAACGUCGAAGAAGUCAUCAAACCAAGGAUGAUCACCCCAAACCCAGGAAAACACCUGCUACCUACGAUUGAAGUAGCCUGGAAGCGAACAUUUUUCGUCAAAUCAAUCAGCCUCGUCCACAAAGAAGAAAUGCUAUGUGUGAACGAUGAAGAUGAACGACAAAGAUGUACAAAUGCAACGAUGGAGUCUACCUAUUACGUAACAGAAAAUGGCCAAGUCCCAAUAACCGCAUGGGGUUAUAUGGAGAUUGAACACUUCGAAAACGCGGAAGAAAAAUGGGAAAAGUAUAUCUACAUGCUAGCUGGAAUAUCAAUCUCCAUAAUCGCUGGCUACAUCCUUGGAGCAAUUUCAGUAUUUUUGGCUGUAAUUCGAUGGGUUCAAAGAUUGACAACUCUGCCAUUCAAGGCUGCCUUCAAACUGAUGAAAUAUUUGGUUCAACAAGAUCAGCAAGUUCGACGACGAAAACUUGGAGAAGUGGUGAUUCUCCCCACAAUACUAGCACUGUCGCUAGCAGGAACAUGUAUGUGCUGCACGGAUCCAAUAACGGUUAAUGGAAAGACCAGAGUGUGCAAUCAAACACAAUGUUCUACAGAAUUUACCAGUCGAUUUGCGAUGAAUGAAGUUGGUGAAGAAACCUGUUUGCUCAAUAAGAUUGGAAACAAGACACACUCCAAAAUCGAACUGAACAUUGUCCAAGCCGGAUAUGAAUGUCAAGAAGUGGAAAUGGCUUACACUUACUCAUCAGAAGUCAGAACGGAAAGUACGUUACGAUGCCCUCUUCGCGGAAAAUGUGAAAUUGGAGGAUGUGGUAUCAAUUAUGACGAGGAAUUCUCGAAAGAAGCGCAGAACUCAAUUGGAAGACAAAACUGUGAGGUAGUGCCCGGAGGAAUUGAUCAUUUGUGCCUUCUACUCACAAAUGCAUGUCUCUACACUCGAAAUUACGUUCAUAUUUUGGACACAAAUCCCAUAAAAGUGUUCAAAUGCAGAUGGAAGCCAUUCAUUGUGGUUGAUAUAAAAUACGAUACACCAACCAAGCAAACUACCCAGAAAUUGAACAUCUACCCCGGAUCAAAAGUCAACAUUGAUCACAACCUCAAACUGAAGGCCGAAGUUGUAGAGAUCACGGAGCAACGUCCAGAACCAGGAUACUACUUUGCUAAGAACAACUCCAUCUACAGAACUCCAGAACCUCCGAACCUUAUAUGCCAGAAACCGAAGAUUGAUCAGGAGACAUGCACUUACAAUGGCCAAUGCGAAUGCCGAAACUCCGGAACCCACAAAGAAUGCGAGUGCCAGACAACGACAUGGAAAAACGAGGAGUGGCAGAAAGAAAUGGUCAACAACAUGGCUGGUCAGACGAUGGUGAAGGAAACGCAAGAAGAUAUAGAAGUCUUCAUUAUCGUAAUGGGUCAAGUCGAUGAAAUAGAAACAUUCGAAGAGAAAGACGAAUGUCAAUUUACUCUACAAAAGGACGAUGUGAAAUGCACUUCGAAGGAACACAACAUACUGGCGAUGGUUAGAUGCGAAAAUACCACCGAACAGAUGCCUUGUAGACCAGACGGUGCCACAAAGAAAAUUCGAGGAAGAGGAAAUUGUGAAGCCUCCUGUGGAAGAGAGACAAUGAAGUUUUUCUGGAGCGUGGCUAGUGAGUCAAUAAAAAAUCCAAGAAAUUUUAUCCCUACCACAUCUACAAUUAUAUAUCAUAAUGCAAUUCAACAUGUUUCGUCUGUCUUUAUAACUAUUUGUAUUCUUUUUACCAUUGUUAAAGUAUUUUUAAUGUUUAAAAAUUUUUCGUCUUUCGGGAAUAUAAAAGACUUAAAAAGUCUUUAGGACAAAAAAAAAUCAAAUAUAAAAAAAUCCCUUUCUUUGUCUUUAUCCCGACUUUUCUAGAAUUCCGAUCGAGAAAAUUCCUGUGUUGUAAUAUAGAUAACUAUUUAAAUCGAGCGAAUUGGGUUAGACAGGAUGUGUUCGAAGUGAGAAAGAAUAAAGAGUAUUAUUUUAUUAUUGUGCCUAUUGUAUUAUUGCUAAAUUGCUAAUUGCUAAAUUACCCUAAUCUAAAUAUUUAUUACAACUUUUCAAUCCAAGCAAAGUGCAAUUCUCUAAUCAAGAAAUAAAAAAAUCUGACUUACUGUAUGAUCCUUCGCCUCGUAAAGCCGAAAGCUGCAUAAGCCUGGAUUGUACACAAAUCGAGUAAUUACAAGUCAUUCAUCAGCUGUAACUUCCCCAUACAAUUUACCUUAAAAGAAAAAAAUUGCACGGUGCAAAAUUAAAAAAAAAGAAACACUGAAAAAAGCGAUUACAAAUAACAAAAAAUUCUAUAAAUAGAAUUUUUGUAAUUGACGUAAAUAUAACAUCAAGAACGUCAAACCUGUCUAAAUUCGUCAUGCGGUGUUUAAUUUAGCUAAGAGUUCCGUGUGGUGUCAAAGAAACUAUUCCCAUGCCAAUUUAGGAACCCAAUUAGUAACUCGGCCGAAAUUAAAACCCGGCUUUUUUUAGCCGUAUUUGUUUUACAUGCACUUGGAAAGUAAAUGCUGAGCGGUUCGGGAGGUCUUGAAAAAUUCGGAAAGCCAUGAAACUUUUAAAAAUUGUUCUAUUUCUCUGGUUUUCUUGGGUUGCCUGCAAGCACCUAUAGCAAAUUUUGUUAUUUUUCGUACUCAGCUAAGAAGGAUAGUACCCCAAGUGCGACACUCAGAUUUUCUUUAAAUUUUGCGCACACGUCGGUCAUAAACUAAAUAUCAAUUCCUGAAAGUUUGAGCUCGCGCUUUGCAAGCGCCGCCGAGAUAUCAAACAAUCUUUGCCGCUAAGAGAGUAAGCUAAAUGGGGAGAGCGGCCAGAGAGAGAAAGAUUUUUUGACCAUAACUUUGCUAGUUUCGUCCGGAAAAAAAUAAUUUUUUGUCGAAACAAAAUUCGACAAAAUGUCACAAAUUUUCGCCGACUUUCGAUCUAAAAAUCUCGCUUGUUUCUGAAAAGCGCGAGCUAAGAUUCUCGCAUAUACUUUAGAAAAAAUUAUUCUAAAUUUGUGCCAAGUUUCAUCAAAAUCUGAGCGUCGAACUUGGGGUACUUCCCCUGUAAGACGCACUAUGCGAUAUUGUAAUCAUAAGCUUGAUUUUCGCGCUAUUAAGCAUUUCGGUGCGCGAGGUCCAAUGUUGCAAAGUCCGGCAAUUUUUUAUUGGAAGUAAAAUUCCAACCUUGUCAUCUUGUUCCUUUGUACUUCGGGGAAAACGACAGUUUUACGUUCCGUGACUGCUUUUGGCAAGCUAAGAAUAUCACUGGUCAUUUCACGCAACCCGAAGAUUUCGCAGGUUAAAUAAGUAAAUUCUCUCUGCAAAGGCGUCAUUUUAAAAUACGUAUCUUUUUGCUUUAAUGUUCAUUUUAUGAAGUAAUACUAUAUCUUUUAGCAUAACCAUCAUGCCUGUCACAUUGGAGCCGCAUGAGGAACGUCGAGGAUCGAUUUAUGGUAGGUUAAAGCCAUGCCCUUCAAAAAUGCAACUAAUCUGUUUUUUUGUUAUAUAAGGGGUAAUUAUUUGUUAUAUUAUAGAAGGGGUAUAUUGCAUGGAGGUUCAUUGUGGCCAAAUAUUGACCUUUGAUACCUCUGAAAUUGUUUGUUAUACAUGGCUUUCGUCGUAUGGGAGUGUGCUGUACAUACAUAGGUUGCAUUGCAAUUUUAUUGUUAAAAAGUGCAGAAAAUUAAGAUUUUUUUUGCUAAUACUUUUGGUAGAUAUCAGAAUUGAAACUUUAGUAAAUUCCUUGAAAUUUCAGCCCUCUCCAACUCCUCGUCCUACUCAAAUUUGGCCGAGACUUUCAACCUGCACACUGAAAUUCUCCCCAACAAACCCCAUGAACCCACCUUCAAACUGGGCUUGGAGCCCAUUGAUGGGGCUUGUUUCCGAAUCGACCAAAAUCAUUCCGAACCAGCUCAUAUUCGGAUUUUCCUGGAGAAUAAUACUGAUCAACGGCAGACUUUCAAGGUGAGUUAUCAGUCGGCCCAAAAAGUCAAUGAGAAUUUUUCGCCCGCAUUUUUCAAAGUGCAUGGCACGUCAAACUGAGGUAAGCUAAAACAGUCCGGUGAAUGGAUUGGCAAUUUGCCAAAAAAAGACGCGAAAAAACGUUUUGUCGGGGACGAAAUGGGGAAUUUUUGGGGCGAGAGAGUACGCUUUUGCGUGUCUUUUUUCUCUCUUUCUCUGGAAAUCAAGACGAAAUGUAAAAAACCGAUAGCGAAGAGUCUAAUCCGGUCACCGGACUCCUCGGCCUAAAACCGAUUCCUGGAGCCUUUGCAGUUUUUUAAAGAUUUCGUUGCAUAGUUGUACAGAUUUUACUGUUUUUUUUAUUCUGUUUUCUUUAUCACUUUUUGGAAAAAUAAAAAAUUAUGAGCAUAAAUCAUAGAAUUAAGAAUUAGCCAUAGAAAACUAUUCAAAUCGCAAACUUUCAAAUAGGUUUGUGAAGUCAACAUUUUUUUGAUGACCCCAAAUGUUCCAGAUCAAAACAACUCUAACCGAAAAGCUCCGAGCCAAGCCGCCCUUAGGCAUCAUUGAACCACACUCCGAGCUCUCUAUCCGCAUCUCCUACAAUGCCAAGGAGAUCCCAGAUGGUCUUCAUUACAUCGCCAUCUACCACAUCAAGCUAACCGAUCAAACUGACGAAGAAUUGAAGGAUUUGAGGGAGUUCUGGAAGAAGAAUCCGAACUUUGAUGGGGUCCGAAGAAUCGUGCUGAAUUUUGAGAUCGACUUUGCUGAUGAGUAA